UACACGGCAGCUUUGGUGCAGAUUACGCCGGUUAGGUAGGCAACUUCAGCAUUCAUUUGAAAUAUGAACUCUUCACAAAGUGUCAUUCAUAAAUUAGUUUGACAUUGCCUCCAUUGCGCCAACAUGGGGAGAGAAGAACAAAUAGAAGAGCGCACAGUGGUUCUGGAAUCCAUUUUCCCAGACGAAAUCACAGACAUAUCUGACACCGAAUACCGGAUAUCAAUCAAGCUUGACCUCCCCGAGGAAGAUGGAGAGGAAGCCUCUGAGCCCCCUACCCUCAUCUUAUAUGUGCGAUAUCCGGAAAACUACCCAGACGAGGCGCCAAUCCUCGAUCUCUCACCUCCCCAAAAUGCCGCCUCACACCCUCACUUCUCAGUGGCUGCCGAAAAGGAGCAGCUACUAAAAGGGCUCGAAGACACCAUCCAGGAAAACUUGGGCAUGCCCAUGAUAUUUACGCUCGUGACCACUCUAAAAGAAGAGGCCGAGCAACUAAUUGCGGAACGCAAGGAGGCCGCCUUAAAGGUGCACGAGGAGGCCCUACUAGCAGCAGAGCGCGAGGAAAACAAGAAGUUCCACGGCACGCCCGUGACGCCCGAAACUUUCAUGAAGUGGCGCGAGGGCUUCUUGAAGGAGAUGGAGGAGAAGGCGCAGCGGGAAGAGGACGAGAGACUGGCCGAGCUGAAGAAGGCCAAGGUCAAGGAACCGGUUAAGUUGACGGGUAGGCAAUUAUGGGAACGGGGAUUGGUUGGCAAGGUUGACGAAGGCGAUGACGAUGAAGAUAUCCCUUCUGAAAAAGUUGAGGGUCUCAAGAUUGCGGCAUGAUGAGACACAAUGGGUCACUACUCGGCGGCUUUGAAAGAUAUUCUGAACUGCCGAUUGGAGACCCAACGAGUAUGGAAUUCGAUAUAUUGAAAUCAUGGUCGAGCAUUGACUCGGAGUUCUGGCGCAACGGAGGAAAAAACUUUUACGGAUAUAUCAGAG
This is a messenger RNA of Annulohypoxylon truncatum, 981 nucleotides long. Its product is annotated as RWD domain-containing protein. Lineage: Eukaryota; Fungi; Ascomycota; Sordariomycetes; Xylariales; Hypoxylaceae. The transcript is spliced from 2 exons. The record is from RefSeq and is a predicted model, not a curated record. Bases 124 to 822 code for a protein of 232 amino acids. Gene Ontology annotation, molecular function: protein binding. Gene Ontology annotation, biological process: cytoplasmic translation.